Messenger RNA from Coregonus sp. 'balchen', 10345 nucleotides. NCBI's taxonomy places the organism in Eukaryota, Metazoa, Chordata, Actinopteri, Salmoniformes, Salmonidae. The record is from the annotation of a GenBank genome assembly.
AUGUUUCUCAGUUUUUGUCUACUGGUGACAUUUUUCUUGGGGCUGACCGGGUGCUUUGGCUCAUAUGUACCCUGCGAGCCGUGUGACCAGAAGGCGCUCUCUAUGUGCCCCCCGGUCCCCGUCGGUUGUCAACUCGUGAAGGAGCCUGGCUGUGGUUGCUGCCUAACCUGUGCCCUAUCGGAAGGUCAGGCGUGCGGUGUUUACACCGGAACAUGCACCCAUGGCUUGCGCUGCUUGCCGCGGAAUGGAGAGGAGAAGCCCCUUCACGCGCUCCUCCAUGGCAGGGGGGUGUGCACGAACGAGAAAGGAUACAAACCCCUCCAUCCACCCAUAGGUAAGAAGACGCAGUGAAUGCAUGCGAUUAGGGGAGCCACGGAAGAUGGGGCUGUGUAAAAUACAACAGCAUGAUAUUGUCGCAGGGUUGAAAUUCAGUUUCAGCUAUACUGGCCCCGGUAAAUGGAAUUGUAGACGUUUUGUUUCGUUUUGGAAUCCACAUUUGAAAUAACUGCACAGGUAGCCUACAUGAGCUUCUCAUAUACGCGCAAACUGUCCGAUUUGUCAGUCUUAAUGCGGCAGGCUUUAUAGUGAAUCUGGGUCUUUAUUCAAUCGCAAACUGUAUCCGUUUCAUCACAAUGCCACAAUAACAGCACGUGCACAUAAUAACACCGCUAUUGCGUAGACUUCCAUAGCAAUAGGUAGUUUGAUAUAAAUGAAUGCAAAUAGGCAUACUGGUGAGCUGUUUUGAGUGUUGAUCUUAUUUGUGCGGGUCUGUGUGUAAAACCAACAUUCACUAUAAGUUGCUGCUGACGCACUUGUCAGUUUAGUUUUGAGUGAGUUUGUGUGCGCAGCGGUGGGCUGUGCUGCUCUCAAACUUGCAGUCGCAGUAUUGUGUUCGUUAUGAAUACAGUAUGGUAGACUCAAAGCGUUCUGCUGCAUGCUUGUUUACAGGGCUGUGUCCCUGCCUCGCCACAGACAGACACGUGCCUGUCUGGACUUCCAUUCUUGUGUGAGAACACAUUGUAGCCAAUGUGGUAAUACGUCAUUGCUGCUGUUCUAAUUAGUUAAAUCCCCUUUCACUUUGUUGGACACCUGCAUUUCUUGCAAACAUAAUUGCGGCCUGCAAAGAAUAUUAAUAUUUUCCAACAUAUAAUGACCCAUCCCAUUCUCUUCUGGGAUACACCAGGAGGUGCCGUUUCUGCAGGUACCGGAUUAUAUUUAAAUCGCAGACUCCAACUCCGAUGGUUUUGUGUACAAUCCCAGUGCUAGGCACUCGUUUAUUGUUUUUGUGUUUUAAGCCUUUACCAAACCUUAACUCUUAACUUAACCACUCCGAAUUAAUGCUUACACGUAUGUUUAGCCCUAACCUUAACCAUUCUGAAUGAAUGCCUACAUUUAAAUUUUAGUUUCACUUUUGCCGAAUUUGACUGACAGCUAAAAUAUGGCACCACAUGGUGUAAUUAAAACCUCAAACCAUGGUUUAAUUCUGUUGCUGCAGUUUUAUUUGGAGAUUGGGUUGUAAUAUCCGGUCUUUCUUAUUGUAAUUGACUGAAGAGGGCUCUGUUCCUGGCGCUAUGGACCUUGUCAAAACUGAAUUGAAGUUUAGCCCCUGUGGGUGGUGUUGAGAGAUGGAUUACCACUCAAAGAUCACAUCUGAUGGUGUGUGUGCAUGAGUCUGUGGACGUGUGUGCACAGUGGGGCAAGUGGAGUUAGGUUUGAAUUAACUAAACAUCAACAUUUAGAGGUCACAGAUGGUAUUAGAUGAUUCAUGAUUUAGAGUGUCACUUGUUACCAGAACCUAUUAGGCUAAAUACACGUUUUGGUGACAAGCCACAUUUGAUUAAUGCUAGUGGUUUAGGCCUAUUCUUUGUUUGGCCAGGUUGAAAGACUCAUGCUAUGCUUUGGCUACACCCUACAUGUACUGUACCUCCCUUGGGGGACAUGCAUGAAAUCACCAAAAAAAAAAUGGAAUUCAGCCCAUUCAAGAGGUCACCAUUGUCUGUAGUAAUGGCAGCAAGGCUAUACAUAACAUCCCACAAAUACUUGCAGCAAUAACUGAAAUAAACCCAAGUACAUUUGUCUAGAAUAAAAGUAGCACUCUGAUCCAGGACAUUGAAUUCCAACACGCACUCUGUCUGAAGCCUGUGGGUGUGUGUGUGUGUGUGUGUGCAUGCAUUUGUGUAUGUGUGCGAAUGCUGACUUCUGUGGUAACCGGAGCGCGGCCGUCUUCCUGCCCCUGACCAGGCGCAGUGCAGUGAUUCAGCAGAAUGCCUCCGGUUGCUCUUCUCUGAAGGGCCGUCCAUCAAGGGCUCCUCUGAUUGGAAUUAGACAUGAGCCUUCAGUUUCCUGCCGGGUAGUGUUUCAACCUGCUCUGAUCAGCUGGCAGACACAGAGAGGACAGGUCAAGUGUCCAAAGACGGAUCCUCAGGGGUCCCAAUAGUUUCCAUCUCUGGGCUGCAUUCAUGCAAUUCUACUGCAUCCUAGCAGAAAAAAAAGCCACUUUGGAACCAGUUGAAACAAUCUACAUAUUAUAAAGGCUUUAUGCUUUUAAAGGGGGACUGCCACUUUAAAUACCAGAUCUGUUUCUUGAAGGAGAGGGAAUAACAUUGAAUUAUCUCUCUAUUUCUUUCUCACAAAUGUAUUGGCAUGACAUGGGUAUAACAAUGUAAUGCGAUGUCGCCAAACUACACACUACUCAGUUGUCUCUCUCUCAUCUCUACAGAAGUCUGGUGUCACCCAGCAUCUUUUGUUGACUGUUGAGUUGUGUUCCAAGGAAAUGGUGCAUAGCUCGGAUGGCUGGGCAUAGGAGUUGGUUUGUGUUGCUGGCCACUCAGUUCACUGUGUUAGCCCAGAAGAACAAGAACCUAGAACGCCUGCCAACAGAUAUGAUUCCAUGCCAACAGAUAUGACUCCAUGCCAACAGAUAUGACUCCAUGCCAACAUAUAUGAUUCCAUGCCAACAGAUAGGACUCCAUGCCAACAGAUAUGACUCCAUGCCAACAGAUAUGAUUCCAUGCCAACAGAUAGGACUCCGUGCCAACAGAUAUGACUCCAUGCUAACAGAUAUGACUCCAUGCCAACAGAUAUGACUCCAUGCCAACAGAUAUGACUCCAUGCCAACAGAUAUGAUUCCAUUGCAACAGAUAUGACUCCAUGGCAUAAGGCCCCUUGCUCUCUGAGCUUGUGAAAGAGCCUUAUGUUUGAACAGAUUGCCCUUUGCCAAGAAACAAGAAGAUGAUUAAAGAGAGUGUAUAAAUCUAGAAAGCUUGACUUGCACAUCAACAAGCACGUUGUGCUUUAUAAACACAGCAUCAACACAAAUGCAGCUUCUGCCAAAGCCCAAAAAGAACAGAACCAUUUUGAGUUCUGGGUUUCUUUUUGUGCGCCAAGAUAUAUCUUAAUUUUUUUGCCUAUUUGGUGGUGCAUUUACAAGUUUUUGUGCAAUCACAAGCCAAUGCGAAGAAGCCAGUUGUUUGUCACCUGUCCUUGUUACCACAAUUUACAAUGGGACUAAAUAAAUGCUGGCACCCAAAAUGUGGUGUUAACCUGACAGCUUAAUGCAUGUGCCAAGUGAUUUGUGGCUCUGUACUCUUUUUUGAAAGGACAGAACUAAGGGGGUUAUUAAGUAAUAUUUUUAAGAUACAGCCCCAGCCAUCUUAGGGAAACAUUUUACAGUAGCAGGGUCAACUUCAAGUAUUUAUUUUUUCGUGUGUUCCUGUAAUAACCGCCCUCCCUCAUACAGCUCCUGGAUGCUCCACACCAAUUGUCCUCAUGUGAACUGAACGGACAGACCAGCAGAAUGCCAGCAUGGGUUGGUUUUGGUUAGGGUUACACAUUGCCACUGCAUUGUUAUAUUCCCAAAUACAUCGGACAAUCUCCCUUAACAAAGAGGCCAAUGACGAUCCACUUUGGUGUGAGGCAGCUUGGUUGGCCUAUCUACUGUAGAUGGUAUACUAGAACACCUGCUGUACAUUACACACAAAUGGCCCUAUCAGUCCUGGUCCAGUUCAACCAGAGAUGGCCACAGCUGUUUGACGGUUUAAUUGCUAGGUCAUAAGGAGAAGACCAUUGCUGAGGGUGAUUUUACAACUCACUCACCCUGAACCCCCUCCUCGCAGAAGUGGAUGUUGUUAAACGCUAAAUAUAACCAACCUCUUCAGAUUGAUGUGAGACAGUUUAUCAUGAAAUCUUCCUUGGUGUAGGUUCUGGUUUUCUAGAAUGCUGUGCCAUGGACACGCAUGUGUUAAUCAUGGGAAACAAAUGGUCAAUGUAAGGUCUACAAUCAUGCUCUAGGGCCAAGCUAUGACACUGUUCCCAUGCACAGUAUUCAAGCUAGAGAACUUACUUGGCAGUUGGCACACUUGAAUGAGUUCUUCCAGUGAAGUUUUACAGCAAUCAGUCUAGCAUGUAUCUGACACCAGUGGAGGCUGGUGGUAGGAGCUAUAGGAGGACGGGCUCAUUGUAAUGGCUGGAAUGGAAUCAAUGGAACGGAGUCAAACAUGUGGUUUCCAUAUGUUUGAUGUGUUUGACACCGUUCCAUUUAUUCCAUUCCAGCUUUUUCAAUGAGCCUGUCCUCCUAUAGCUCCUCCCACCAGCCUCCACUGGCUGACACUUACACCAGGGUCGUGCUCAGUAGAGAACAACAAACGCUUUGCCAAGGACAACAAAAAUUAACAGGUUCAAAACAAAGAAGGUUCAAAACAGGAACCAACAACACAAACAUACUGUACUUGUGAUGAGUGUGAUUAGAAGGAGUCAGGAGGGUACAUCACCGAAUACAGAGUUUAUUCCGUCGUACACAGUUGAGCUGGAUAGCGGCAACAAAAUACAUGCACAGGGGAACAACCUACCCCGGCAAUACAAGGUACGAGUAGCUACACUCAACUCACAUAAAACAAUCACCCACAAGGACAAGGGGGCAGAGGGAACACUUAUACACAGACUAAUGAGGGGAUAUGACCCAGGUGUGUGUAAUUGACAAGACAAGACAAAUGGAAUGAUGAGAUAUGGAGCGGCAGUGGCUAGACGGCCGGUGACGACGAACGCCGAAGCCUGCUCGACCAAGGAGGGGAGGCAGCCUCGGCGGAAGUCGUGACAGUACAGCAUGAAGCUUUGAACCAACAACACACACAUAUUGUACAACAAACAUACUGCACUGAAUGAAGCAGUAACAUCAUGGCCACCUUGUCCAACCAAAUCUGUUUUUUUUUAGCACUGCCAAAGGGUGUGUUAAUAAAGAUGCCACCUGAAUUUUGAUGACACUUUUUAUAACGACUCAUUUUUUUAUUUAAAGCAGAAAGAAAAGCUCUAAAGACCAAUGCUACAUUUCAUCUGUAAAUAAUUCGUUUUGGAGAUGUAAUGAAGACAUCUUCUAUUAAGGCACGUGUUGUUGGAAGCAAAUCAGGUAGUAGGGUCUAAAAGUGUCAAUAAAGUGAAUGGAAAAUAUAUAAUUCUGGAUAAGUUUAACAUGGCUUUGAUUUGACCAUCCACCAGCACUUAACAUUGGACACUAACUCAACACCUAUUUUAGUUGACGAUGUCACAGGACUAAUGACAACAAACCAACGUGUUCUUCUAAAGGUCGUCCGCGUGCUUCCCAUCCGAAACAGUUCGGGACAGUUUGUGCAUGUAUUAUGAUUACAUUUUGUGACGUCUUUGUUUGUUUUGGUAUACAGCAAGGGUUUUUUCAGCUGUUCGUGCACACAAAAAAUGUUCCUGAAGGCAAGCCAAAGUCGGUAGCUGAAGUCUACGCCCCUUCGUCGGUGAUUGGUCAACAGUAGGGAUUCUUCAAUGAAGUGUUUGUUGUCAUUCAACAAGAGACGACUCGUUUUCAGCUCAUUUUUUCACUUGAGAAAUACUGCAUCAAACAUCUUAGAUUAUGAGACUAAGAUCUCCUCUGCAAAAACUUCAAAAUUAAUGACAGAUUUCUUGAGUUAUCUUAGAUUAAAUCAGACUAUUUUGAGGAAGUGUAUACUGGCUAUGGCGUCUCAAUAUGGACAAACAGUACUAUUGCUGCUUUUUUCUUGUUUUUCAAGCCGAACCGAAGCAUGCAGUGGUUGAGUUGUGCCACAACGAGUAAGCAUUUUGCAAGGCCAUUCGAUGUGGAAUUGAAUGUUCUCCAAUGGCUGUACAUUUUGUUUAGAUCCUUACAGAAUGAAUGCUCUUGGUCUGGAUCACCUACCUCUAAUUGAAUGACUGAAGUGCAGUGUUUCAUUCUGGUCCAAGGGUUUUCCAUAUCUCCUUCUCUGUGCUACUGUGGUAGAGGUAUCAGGUCAUGGAUUCUGUCCUGAAGCCUUGAAAUAUUAAGCAGCGGGAUCAGACUGGGGGAGUCGUGGUUGGCCAGUGUUGUGACUUAAAAGAUAAUGACAGAGGACUUCCUGCUCCGUUAUCACUAUCUCACCGCAUACCCCCGUCCGUCCGUCCUCUGGAUUAACAGCACCUCUACUCAAGACCUAGGAUCUUGUAAAGGUGUAAUUUCAGAGGGUGUUCUGUGCUAGCAACAUAGCCAUUGACUAGGAUACACUCAGUGGUGUAAGGUGUGUGAGCCAAUGAGAAUUUAUGCAUCUCAUUGUUGUGCCGCAUUUUCCACCCCAAGUUGUAUGACUGGAUUCAUAACGACUGGCUGAGAGAGAGAGACACAACUGAAAGAAGGGUGGCUUGUCUUUCAUACUUAGGCUUCCUGGCUGCAAGAAACUUGGGAUAUUCAUGAAGCAUAAUUGCCCUGCGCACAUGUAAAUUUUUAAACAGAGGCAUAUCAGUUGCACAUUGUUUGCCUGUUCCGUUCGUCUUGUGUUAAUGAAAACUUUAGCGCGAGCAGUGGGAGAGAUACCAAUACCUCUUCAGCCUGGGCUGAAUGGAGGGGGCUGCACGUGACCUUGCUGUCUUGGCUGGAGGCCAGCAUCUUGGCAGGGUUUCAGAACUUAAACACAGGCCUACUAAGCCUCUUUUACAAGCUGGGGACCUUAAGCAUGGAAAAACUGAGUUUUUGAGAGAAAGAGAGACUCCAAUUGUCUGCAAACAUUCUGUCUCCAUGUCUUUGAAUUGCAGGCACAGCUUGUGAAUUGGAAGUACAACAGCAUUUUAUUUGAUGUUCUGAAAUAAUUCUCAACACUAAACUGUGUAAUAAUAGUUAUAUAUAUAUUUAAAGGGUUGAUGUUCAUUUUUCACCAUCAAAUGAUAUGAAGAAAACCCUUCUACCAUCCCAUAUUUCAAUAGAACAUCCAAUAUAAACAUCCAACAUUUCCUCACAAGCCUACAGUAUACACACAAGUAUCACAAACUCUCAUCUCCCUCACUCAUGACUUACUUGAGCUAAUGAGCUUGUUUCUCAAAUCAUACUGCUAAUGUAAUUGGAGUGCUGACAUUUUUCCAUCUGAUAUUUCUCCACCCAAAUCAUGUUAGGCUAAAUGUGAAUGUCAUGAAUCAUGAUGAGACCUGGCAGUAUUUUCGGAAGAUGCUCAAAUGUCUAGAGUCAAUAUCACAAGUGACUCCCAUGCUGCAUGUAAAGUAGGCCAAUGACGUAGUGUGUCUUGUAUUUGUAAAAUGGAAGGGGGGGGUGCAUUCUCCUGUUUGUGGUAGGUGAUUCUGAAAAUGGUUUGUAGAAUCACGGAAUCAUUAUUGAAGGCUUGAGACACUUAAAUGUAAAGGUAUGCAGCAUUGUCAUCAGAGGUACUUUGAAUAAACUGGUCAAAUGAAAGUUUUUUUCCCCCCAGCAUCCAGGCAUCGAGCACGUAGGAAAGCUCAUUUGACAAACUUAUUUCUAGCAUUUUAUAACCCUGGCGGUCUGAACAGGGAGAGUCGAGGACGUAUCCAAACACUGAGAGCCGCCUUCAAAGUCAUGAGUUGUGAGAUUGAUUUCAAAGCGAGGACGGCAGUUCAGAUACCAGGGUCCCAAUUCCAGUAAUCAUCCUCCCUUCAUCCCCCAACUCACCCCCUCCCAGACACCCCUGCUGCGUCCAGACUCAUCAGACGUCAAUUCCCGGGAAUACACCUCUCAGUGGCGACAUGCCUCCCCUAUUUCCAAGGUGGCCAUGUAAGUCCAGUCCAAUGGCGCCUAUACUUAAUUAAGAAAACAUUGAAAUGUGGUUUGUUUCAAUUAUUUUUAAUCAUCCCCCUCUUCAGCUGUCUGUCGAUGUCUCGUGGUUGUCUCUCCCCAACAAUACUUGGCACAUUCACUCAGCACCAGAAUUCCAACCACGCCCUCCCCCAUGGCCACCGCUGCACUGGAUAAAUAUAACCUCGGUCGUCUACAGGCACUGCGGCCACUCGCCAGUUGGGGCCUGGCAAAAUCUCAUGACAGUGCCUUUGGGGCCUGGUAAAAUCUUAUGACAGUGCCUUUGGGGCUUGGUAAAAUCUCAUGAAAGUGCCUUUGGGGCCUGGCAAAAUCCCAUGACAGUGCCUUUGGUGCUUACGAUAGAGUAAGCACAAGCAGGAGAGGCGCGCUCAUCUCUGUGGCCUAAGAGAACCUCAUGCAGGCUAGUGCUCUUGGCUUACGGGGGCUGAGCCCCAAGGAGGGAACGGGGGGGAGAGGGGAUAAGGGAUCAGGACCCCAAAUCUCUAGGCUGGGGAGACCUCCAUAUGUACCUCUAGGACUGUAGUGGACUGUAGUGCCCUCUGGGGGGUGGGAUGGGGUAGGGGGAGAGCAGUGGCCUUUCUUCCUGGCUUCAGGGUAUUUUAUAGUACUAAAUUCUGUUUCUUGAUAUGAAAUGAUACAGUACAUUCAGACUAGGAUGUGCUCACCUCUGCCGUAGGCUUCAGUUGCCAUGGCUCCUCAGUUACUAUGACAUCAACGUCUCCAAGUAUGAUCUGUGAAAGAUAUGAAGUCUUUGAAUAGCCCUAAUUAUAUUUGUCUUUGCAGGGACUUGCCAGAUACUGUAAGCAUGUAUUACCAAAAUAGCGUAUGAUCAACCAAAUAGGCCUCUGUGUCACACAAAAAAACUCCACAUACCUCCUUAAUAAGAAAUAGAAGGGACUGAGCUAAGAUUUGGUCUUUUUCGGUCAGCAUUCAGACUUGUUUAACCAGACUUACUUGCUUUGCUUUGACCUCCAUUAGUAGAUGCUGGAUGUUUUUUAUGGUGGGAGCUGGGGUGAAGUAGUGUUAGAGGUAGUUAAUCAGCUGUCGAUCCUUGAUCCUGCCCCCUCCUUUGUAAACAAAUGGAAAAGCAACAUUUGUUGGCCCAAACCCUGGGAAAAGCAUCUGGUAGUCCAUAUUUUCGUUUGGGCAAGAAUAGCUUUUUGAACAUUUUAGGUGGGGGUAAUGUGACAAGUAUGCCCUGUCUUGCCCCUGUGUAGAUCAUGAGUCUCUGGAACACGAGGACACCCUGACCACUGAGAUCACGGAGGACCAACUGCAGCCCGCCAAAGUGCCCCUCCUCCCCAAGCAGGACCUUAUCAACAGCAAGAAGAUCCAGGCAAUGCGCAAGGACAAGGACCGCAAGCGGGCACAGGCCAAACUGCGCUCCAUUGGCCCCAUGGACUACUCCCCACUACCCAUUGACAAGCACGAGCCAGAGUUUGUAAGUACAAGACUGGAGAGAAGGAAAGACGGGGGCUCAUGCUAAUGUUGUGCUGAUACUGAUGCUGAGGUUGUUAGUGUUGUCCAACUCUGAUCCUGGGAGAGCUGACUGAGUGCAGGAUUUUGUUCCACCCAUGGUGCUAGCACUGGGAGCUAAUGUUAGUUGUGCCGUUCCUCCACAGGGUCCUUGCAGGAGGAAGCUGGAUGGGAUCAUCCAGGGAAUGAAGGACACAUCCCGUGUCAUGGCCCUGUCCCUGUACCUUCCCAACUGUGACAGGAAGGGCUUCUUCAAACGCAAACAGGUGAGCAGUCUCCCUCUGUCAGCAUCCUUAUUCAUGGUUUAACACAUCAGUUAUACAUAUUAAUAAUAUUCAUGCUUACACUGUCUUUCUCUCUCUUUCUUUGUCACCUGUCGUUGCACAUCGAUUGCCUCCACAGUGCAAGCCCUCUCGCGGCAGGAAGCGGGGCAUCUGCUGGUGCGUGGACAAGUACGGCUCGCAGGUACCAGGCACAGACUACAGCGGGGGAGACAUCCAGUGCAAGGACCUGGAGAGCAGCAGCAUCAACGAGUGAAUAGGCGGCUCCACCCCCGCCCCGAUCACCUGACCCAGGGCCCCACCUCCUCCUUUCCCUCCCACCUGUCUGCUUCGCCCUCCAGUCACUUUUUGAGAUUUUCAAUAUGAAAAAAUAAGAACACUAAACAAAUCAAAUGAACGAACGAACGAAAGGACAGGCUUGAAAAAAGGACACCUGAAAUCUUUAUUUUUUUUUGACCGUGCGCUCAUCUCUUAAAAGACGGAACCCAGCAGGUUUAAGCCCUUGUUUGACCCUCGG